GACGUUGUGGCAAUUGACGUUGACGUAGAGAACGAGAAUGCGGCAACAGCAAUCGCCAAGGAGGGCGAUGUCGAAGAGGUCGGCCUGGAUGCAGACAGGCGCCUAGUUAUGCAGCCCGAAAAGCUGCCCGACAGGCAAGAAUUGGAUGAUUUGAAGGAAACAGUCUCUGGGUUGCAAAGCCAGCUACACACUUUGCGGAGGGACAAUGGUGCCCUGCGGUCAGCACUCCUUGGACGAACAGGUGGCAGUCUCCCUGUGGACGUUCCUCUCUUAUCACUUGCUCCCGAGUCUGCUUCCACAUCUGUUGGCGCCCUUCCAGCCGCGACAAGUUCAACUUCUGAUGCUGCUGCUGUUCAUGGUGAAGAUGAGCUGGCAGAGGCUGUAAACGCCUCCGAAGGAGCUGCUGAGUCAGGCCGCGCAGGACGAUGCUGUCAGUCCAGAUGGUUCGAGCACUGUUCUUCCUGUUCUUUCGUCGCAGCCGAGGUGGAAAACAGGAAAGCUACGAAUUGGAGUCCUCCAUGCUCACCUACGCAAGCGGAUGCUUCAACCAGAGCGGGGAGCUGGAUCCCUUCAAAUUCGUCUUCAACAUACUCUCCUCCAAGGCCUGUCUGGGAAACACCCGUGAAUUCUGCACGAGAGCGAGCGUCGCCUGCGCUGUCUGUCGAGACACGGGCGGAGAGAGCCCCAGCGCGGAAUGACAAGGGCUGGUCCAGCCAGUGCCGGACUGGCCAGGACAGUCACGAUGAGUCAGAUCUCGAGGAGUCGGAUUGCCCGGAAGCGCCUCCAGAAUCAGAGGAGGAACCUUCGUCACCUGCGACAGCACCAGCAGCUGUCUGGAAGGCGAUUUCUGACGAGCGGUCGGACAGACGGCCUGUAUUGCCAUUUCCAAAUGUGUCAACACAGCAGGUGGUUGGCGACAAGAAGCUGGGCGGGUCAGGCAUGUUUCACUCUUAG
Messenger RNA from Symbiodinium sp. CCMP2456, 954 nucleotides. The record is from the annotation of a GenBank genome assembly. NCBI's taxonomy places the organism in Eukaryota, Dinophyceae, Suessiales, Symbiodiniaceae.